Molecule: messenger RNA, 323 nt
Organism: Lynx canadensis (Canada lynx)
Lineage: Eukaryota; Metazoa; Chordata; Mammalia; Carnivora; Felidae
Product: EKC/KEOPS complex subunit Lage3-like
Exons: 2
Coding region: 30-263 (77 amino acids)
Cellular component (GO): EKC/KEOPS complex
Source: RefSeq, a predicted model, not a curated record
UGUCUUUCCGGUCGCCCCUGGAGGCAGAGAUGGCCCGCAGGGCCCUGACUACACACGUCCAACGCCACCGAGGGUUGGCUCAGAAGGAGCUUUGCGUGAGGGGCAGCGCCCUGGCCGUGAGAUGGACUACUGAAGACCCCAUGUGCUUCCGAGUUUCCGUCAACUCCUUCCUGGACCGGCUUCCCCUGGUGAUACGAAACAUUCACGCCUUGGGGUCCCGGCCUCCGCGACGCCUAGCCCCGGGAAAGGGGGCCGAGGCCUAACCUGGUAGCCCUCACUGGGCGAGGCACGGGGCGUUGACACUUGGCGUCCUGGCCACUUUA